This is a messenger RNA of Acanthisitta chloris (rifleman), 1107 nucleotides long. It is a transcript of the gene CDK2AP1, whose product is annotated as cyclin-dependent kinase 2 associated protein 1. The record is from RefSeq and is a predicted model, not a curated record. Gene Ontology annotation, cellular component: nucleus; cytoplasm. The transcript is spliced from 3 exons. Bases 34 to 306 code for a protein of 90 amino acids. NCBI's taxonomy places the organism in Eukaryota, Metazoa, Chordata, Aves, Passeriformes, Acanthisittidae.
GCAGCUGGGAGUGUUCACUCUCCCUACACAAGUAUGGCAACAUCUGCACAGUACAGACAGCUCAUAAAUGACUAUGGACCUCCAUCUCUAGGCUAUACACAAGGGAUGCAGGGUACCAGCAGCAGUCAAGUGCCACAGAGCAAAUAUGCAGAACUUCUAGCUGUCAUAGAAGAAUUAGGAAAAGAGAUUAGACCCACAUAUGCUGGGAGUAAAAGUGCCAUGGAGAGGCUAAAAAGAGGAAUCAUCCAUGCUAGAGGAUUAGUUCGGGAAUGCUUGGCUGAGACGGAACGAAAUGCAAGAUCUUAGCCCAUUAAUUCACUCCAAGAUUUUUCCAUCUCUUCAUGAAGAAAAAAAAAAGUUAACACUUAUUCCUUUUGACUCUUGAAACGUUCAGACAAAAACUCCUUUAUUUUGAAUGUUUGACCUUUCUUGGUUUGCCCUUGCAAAAAUGUAUAGUUAAGAAUGGCAAAAAAAACCAAGGAUUUUUCAACUUGCUGAGGGUUUGCAUUUUGUAAAGACAUAAAAACUCCCUGAAAUGUUUCUAAAACAUGGAACCUGAAGUGCAUGCAGUGGAAUGCUCUCUCUCCCAGGCUAUAUUUCAGUUCUCUUCUUAUCCAGCCACAGCCUCAUUCUGUUACUUUCCUUUGCCUAUAUUCACUUAUCCCCAAACUGUCAAUCUUUCAAAGUUUGACAUAAGCUCUGAGGAUUUUUUUUAAUCAAUGCAGAAUAGCAUGCUGUACCCAGUAGUCUGCUAAGUCACAGUUUGUCAUACAGCAUAGACCCUGCUUAGAAAUAACCUUCCCCUUCUCUUAUUUUUCCUUUAUUUUUGUUCAUUUUGCAUAACCAUUUGCAUGACCGUUAGUGCUUUGAAGUCCAUUUAAAGUGCAUGAGCUAUAUGGAAAAUAGGGAAACCUGUGAAAUAAUAACAGGGUCCUGGAAAAGCUAAUUUCUACAUUAAGGCUGGAGAUUUCAGUUUAAAGUUUGCCCAAAAAAAAAAAAAAAAAAGAAGGAAAAUUCUGGAUAAAUUACUAAAACUUAUUUGCAUCUUUGUAUGUAUUUAUUACUUGAGGUAAUAAAGUUUAUUUUCAUUAACAGUUUGUUUUAAAA